UUUUGGGGCUGCUCUAUGCUGUGCCGUGCGUGUCCCGUGUGUUCCAUCCCCGACACACACACGUACUCGCUGGCAGGACUUGGGCUCUCAGCAUCGCCGUCAACAGUCAGUCAAGUUAGUUUAUUCGUCAGCGUUAAGCCCAUCGCAAGUUUUUUUCCGACAUUUUCCUUUUCCCCUUGUUCGAAUUGUUCGCGUUACGUGAAAAAAUUUUCCACGCAGUGCGUGCAACAACAAACGAAAAGUUCCAACAACGGUAAACGUAACAGUGACUGCAACAUUAACAGCCAGCGCACUGUUAACACAAAGAAAAAGCAUAAUAAACAGCAUCAGCAGCAGAAGUAUCAGCAGAUCCUGUUAGUCAACGCUGUGCUGCUAACAACAACAACAACAACACUUAUAAUAAUAAUAAUAAUAAUCAUAACAAUACCAACAACAACAACAACUGCCAACUGGUUAAACGUCAUCAACCUGACGCCGCCGAAGCAAAAGAAACUGUCGUUGACGCUGUUGACGUCGUCGCCGUCGCCGUCGUCUUCGUCGUGGUCAUCAUCGUCCUCGUCGCCGUCGCCGUCGUCGUCGUCGUUGCCUUUGCCAUUGCCGUUACGAUUGCCAUUGGCAUUGCAAUUCCUUGCGGCACUCGUUCAGCUACUGCUCGUAACAACCAAUCAUAAAAGCGAGCUGCAUCAUAUGCUGUGCGAUUUAACCAUCCAGCGACAUACUGUGGCCAUUACCUAUGACCUCAGCGAAACACCAGCAAAAAAAGGCGCACCUCCAAUUCCACAAAAACGGAGUAAAAGCUUCGAACUGUGCAUGAAUUCAAAGAGGCGAACCAUAAGUCAUCGGACUUCAAGUAAUAGGCAUCGGAAGUUACAGCCGUUCAGGUACACGUGAGCCAACCAUUGUACCGUUCCAAUAGUUUUUUACUAAACAUACAACAAAACAUAAAAAACAAAAAAAAAAAAUUAAAAACUUAAAAAACAAAAAAAAAAAAAACACCAAUAGCUAAGACUAUGCCAGAUAUAUAGAGAGCAUAUAAAUACUACUACUACAGUAAAGCCUGCACUACAAAUCGAAAGGAAGGGGAAGAGGAGACGGCAGAAGGAACCACAAAAACCAAAAAAAAAAUAAAUAAAAAAAAAAGAUAAAAACUA
Drosophila navojoa is the source of this 1151-nucleotide messenger RNA. RefSeq lists its product as uncharacterized. The record is from RefSeq and is a predicted model, not a curated record. NCBI's taxonomy places the organism in Eukaryota, Metazoa, Arthropoda, Insecta, Diptera, Drosophilidae.